Mytilus californianus (California mussel) is the source of this 6607-nucleotide messenger RNA. Its product is annotated as erlin-2-B-like. Gene Ontology annotation, biological process: SREBP signaling pathway. Gene Ontology annotation, molecular function: ubiquitin protein ligase binding; cholesterol binding. NCBI's taxonomy places the organism in Eukaryota, Metazoa, Mollusca, Bivalvia, Mytilida, Mytilidae. The record is from RefSeq and is a predicted model, not a curated record. The coding region runs from base 110 to 1096 and encodes 328 amino acids. Gene Ontology annotation, cellular component: endoplasmic reticulum membrane; endoplasmic reticulum. The transcript is spliced from 12 exons.
AUGGCGACGCCCAUGUAAACCGGAAGCGGUGAAUUGUUUCAUCACAUUGCUUGGAGAACUGUGUGUUUGUUUGUUGUCUUAACAGAAAUUGGAUAAGUACAACUUAGGAAUGGCAAAUCCAUUAGCAGGAUUGGCAGUGGUUGGUGUAGGAUUAGCCUUGCUGAUGAAUUUUUCCAUUCAUAAGAUUGAAGAAGGACAUGUUGGUGUGUAUUAUAGGGGAGGUGCUCUACUGACGACUACCAGUGCGCCAGGAUUUCAUUUUAUGGUUCCAUUCAUUACAUCUUUUAAAGCUGUACAGACAACACUACAGACAGAUGAAGUAAAGAAUGUUCCUUGUGGUACUAGUGGUGGUGUUAUUAUUUUCUUUGAUCGAGUUGAAGUGGUUAACAAACUGAAUAUAGAUUCUGUUUAUGACAUUGUAAGGAAUUACACUGCAGAUUACGACAAAACUCUCAUCUACAACAAAGUACAUCACGAGUUGAACCAGUUCUGUAGUAUACACACCUUGCAGGAAGUCUACAUAGAUUUAUUCGAUCAGAUAGAUGAGAAUCUACGUACAGCCCUGCAGGGGGAUUUAGGAAACAUGGCACCAGGUUUAUCUGUACAAGCAGUUCGAGUCACAAAACCUAAAAUUCCAGAACAGAUCAGAAAAAAUUAUGAAUCUAUGGAAGGAGAGAAAACAAAGCUACUUAUUUCUGUUCAAAAACAGAAAGUAGUUGAGAAAGAGGCAGAAACAGAGAGGAAAAGAGCUGUUAUAGAGGCAGAAAAAGUUGCUCAGGUAUCCAAAAUUCAGUGGCAGCAAAAAAUAACUGAGAAAGAAUCACAAAAGAAGAUAUCAGAAAUAGAAGAUGCUACCCAUUUAGCUAAAGAAAGAGCCAGAGCAGAUGCUGAAUUCUAUAGAGCAAAGAAAGAAGCAGAGGCUAAUUCAGCUAAACUUACUGACCAGUACCUAGAGAUGUUACGUUACCAAGCCAUUACUACCAAUACAAAGAUAUACUUUGGUAAUAGCAUUCCUCAGAUGUUUAUGGAUCCAAGUGGAGUUGUCCAAACUUCUCAAGUAAAGGGUACUGCAUCAAAAGUUUCUGAAAAUAAAUAAAAUCUUUAGAAGAAGACAAUCAUCUGUGAUACCAACUAAUAGAACCAAAACUGAAAUGUCAUUUCAAAAAGUAGAACUGAAAUGGAAAUGUCAUAACUUAGAAUUUAACCAAAAUAUAAAACCUUACAAAAAAAUGAGACUAAAGCAAAAUGCAAUUUGUGAUUUCAAGAUGUUGAUACUUAAAUCAAUUUAACUUUUUUAGGAUUGACAUAUUCCAGUGUUUCACUAUUCUCAUAUCUUUUUGUGCCAUUUGAAUUUUGUUUAUAAAGUUAUAAUGACUUAUUGAAAUACACCAGACAUUAUCCCUCAUACUGUAAGUUUUAAUAAAGUAAAUAAUUGGACAGCACUAAAAGUUUUUUUAAUAUUGAGUUUGCAAUCAUACCUCAAUUCAAGCUAAAGUAUGUUGCUAAAUUUUUUAUUUAAAAAGUAUUACAUAUGAAAUACAAAAUUGCAUACUUUAGGUUUUAUUAUUAUAGUUUCUUUCAGUUUUUUAAAUAAUUGAUUGUUGUUGAAAAUGAUAAAUUAAUUCCAACUUAUUUUCAGUCUGACCUUCUUCUGUUUUCAUGUCAGAAGUGGCUUAUUGUUUUCAAAAAUUGUAAAGUAAAUAUUUAGAACAUAACAUUCAUGUGUAUACAAUAAAUUUUGUUAAUUAAAUUUUCAUGUAAUGUUUCAAAUUAUGUUCAAACAACAAACAGUUGUGAAAAAUAUUCUGUAACUUUAAUUUUUAGCAGGUUUUAAAUAUUUUGUGCAGAACAGAUGAGGCAUUCAAACAAGUUUGACACACUGUUUCAAAAUUUUGAAGGUUUGUUGGUCUUUUGAAUUGUGUACACAAUAUUGUAAACUUAUAUGUAAUCACAUUCUUCAUGCAUAUAUAUAUAUAAUGCUAAAGGUGUAAUUGGAAAUCUCUAAAAUUUAAUGUUAUUGAAUGUCUUUUAUAUUUUUUGUACAAUAAUUUCUUACAUACCAUAAUGACAAAAGUGCCUUUGUACGAUUACUGUUGUUGAGAUUGUCAGAUAUUUAUACAGUUGUGAUUACCUGUAUGUUAAAUGUAUGUCAUCUGCAAUCAAAAUAUAUACUUUGCUCUAAUGUUGGAAUAAGCAAAAAUUAUCUGAGCAAGACCUUUCAUCAAAGUGUUUAAAAGAUAAUAUGUAUAUUGUUUAUGUGAAUUAUCUUAGCUGUUAAAAGAAUCCAAGAACACUACUUGGGGAUGUUCAUAAAGGAAUAUCAUCUAAAAGGGAGAUACUCAAAUUUACUUGCAUCAGUAUUGUGGGACAUUGGGUAUCUUUUUGGGUGUUCAUUCACACUUCUAGUUUUCAUUGAGUUUGUGGUUUAUCAGAACCUCAACUAUAGCUACCCAACUAAAUGCAUAUUCCUAUUAAUUGUUGAAUAUAAAGCCUAAAACUACAUAUAAAAUAAUCCUUUAACCAAUGAAUAUUUUCAGGAACCAUGAAAAUUAGAAUCAACGAAUAGAAUUAGUAUAAUGUUUAUUAAGCAUUCAUAGUCAAAUGAAAAAAUAUUUUUAUUCUAUGAAUGUUAAUAAAUAUGUUUAAUCUGAAAUUACAUUAAGUUCAAGUUUUGUUUAGUUUUAGCUAGAAAUUUUAACAAAAAUAAUUGUCAAUAGUUUGGGAUUUCCCAAUGUAUUUUGUAUAAAGGAUCCUUGUAGAAUGAUUCUAAAACAUACUUGAAAAAAAAAUAAUAUUAUUUUAUACAUUGUUUAUAUGAUUUUUGUGAUCUCAUUCAUUAAACCAAGAGUUGUGAUGGGGUUGUUAUUGUAUCUUAGAAGCUUAUAUAUACUAGUUUAAUCAACAGAAGUGACUGAAGUUUUCUGAUGGGAAUUUUUCUUACUUGCAUUAGGAAGUAUUGAAAAGAGAGUAUACUAAAGUUAAAUACCAUGUUUCAUGUGUCAAAACUAUCAACAGUAUCAACACACACCAGAAACUAAAUAGCAAGGGUCAUGUGUCACCACUGUAUCAACAAAAUUGGAACCAGCUACUUAAUAGCAAGUGUCAUGUCUUACCACUGUGUAUUAACUUACAUUUAGUAAUAAAAAGUAUGACAUGUGUCACCCCUGCAUAUCAACUUGCAUGGUAUUAGAUAGAAUGUGUUAUGAGCAUGUGUCAUGUGUAAUCAUUGUUUCAAAUUACACAAGCUACAAUGAUUGUGUUAGGCAAGUAACACAUUAUGGUGGCAGCAGUUCUCACAUUUUGGUGGCAGCGGUGGCAUGAAUAAAUACAUUUUUAUAUAUGGUACUAAUAUUAUAGCCAAUGGCAUAUGACAUUCAUAAAGGUUAGGUGAUGAUCAGUUUAUCUGCACUACUAGUAUUUACUGUCACAAACAUCAUUUGUCAAACUCGUUCUGUUGGAUAUAACUCAGCAGCUCAUCAAUCAUUAUAUAUCAUACUCUUAUGUAAGCAGUAUUUAUAAUUUUUAUGUACAUUCUGAUCACACUUAAAGAGAGGUGGGAUGUUUAAAAAUCUUAAGAACUAUUCCAUUUAAUAGUCAAUUCUUACUUCAUUUUCUAUGAAUUUACUUGAUAUUUUUUAAAUCAAAUAGUCAUUUAUAAAAGGGAUGUAAAUUAUUUGUGUGAGAUUUGUAUCAGCCUUUCAAACAAGAAUUUUAGAUUUAGACAGAACAAAACAAAAUUUGAUAUACAAGGCAGUGCUGUGUUAACAACUAAUUUCUAGGCAUUGAUAGAUAAUACACUAGACAUUGUACUAGAAGCUUUUCAGAGACCAUUUUUUGGGGCAGUUUUAUGAUGAUGUGCUAGGCUUUUGUUAAGGGGAUUUUUUUUUUAGAAAAUACUUCAUCUGAUUAUUGGUUGAAUAUAAUAUUUAGAAAAUACUUCAUCUGAUUAUUGGUAGAAUAUAAUUUUUAGAAAAUACUUCAUCUGAUUAUUGGUAGAAUAUAAUAAAGUAGAGGGUAUUUAAAAUAAUAUGUUUUACAUUGUUACUUUUGUUCUGUCAAUACAAAAUACAUUGUAAAAUUUUAUUGAUUUAUAAAGAGAGGCAAUAAAAUCAUAAUGUCUGAUGUGAUGAUGUCAAAUUAUGUCUUUAUUAUCUAAAAAAAUUUACAAAUUCAUGUAAAUAUUUAUUUUAUGCCUUUUUACAUGAUAUUUGUAUUCAGAAAGCACUUACGGAUUAGCCAAGUAUUAUGAGCAGGUAUAAAUAUACUAAUUAUCAGUAUCUAUAUAUGAGAAUACUUUUUUUUUAUAUUAUAUUAUUUGUAAGUUUGUCCAUGCAUGCACGGUACUUUGUCAAUUAUAGGUGGGCAUGACAGUGAUUAUAGAAUUACACAAAAAGAUAUAACUUGUACAGUUUAAUAUGACCAUUUUAAGGUGAACAAAUAUAAUAUUUUCUAUAAAAAUGGGGGGAGGGGCUAAUUAGACAUACUCCCUAUCCUUCAUAAUAAUUUGACAUCUACCCAUAACCUAUGAAAUAGGUACACAUAUAGUAAUGUUAAGUAUGGAUAUAUCUGCACAAGCUAUAUUUUUUUUAUAUUUUUCUUAUUGCUAAAACCAUUCCAUAACUUGAGUGUUAAUUUAUCUUAAAACUUGUAUAGGAAUGAAUGAUAAAAUUGUAUACCUGUGUAAAUUACUGUUCAGUGUUUUAGUAUGGUGAGCUAAAAUGGUCUAUAAAAAAACAGGUGAAUCGCUUGAAUAUCCACAAGUAGUUUUGAAUUUUUCGCUAAAAUGUCUGCGUCUAUUUAUAAAUAGAAACAUCAGCAAUGAUAUUUUUUUUUAAAUUGAAUGAAAAUAUUUAAUUUAUAUGAAAUCCCAUAUCUUGUUUGUGCUCACAAGCAUUUGUUACAUACAUGUGUUAUGUAGUAAAUUGCAAAAUAUGUGUAAAACAGAUUAUUACUGUUCAGACAGUUUAUUGCCUUUCAUUUGUUUUUACGUGCUUUGAUUGAUUGAUUAAUUGAUUGGUGUUUAAUGCCACUUUCAGCACUAUUGGGCUAUUUGGUGGCUUCAGUUUUUAUUGGUGGAGGAAGCCAGAGUGCCCAGAGAGAACCACCAACCUUCAAACUUGCUUUGAAGUUGAAAUUAUCCAAAACAAGACACUAUAUUGAUCCCUAUGUUUGUUUAGGUUGUUUAUCAUUUUUAUGUAAUGCUCAAGUAGACUAGAUUUUUUUUAUAAUCAUAAUCAGACUAUUAUCCUGCACAGUGUGGUGCUUUGUGUUGUUUAUUGCAAUAUGUAUAUGAGUGUAUGUUAAAUGUUUAUUAAAUGUAUGUUAAAAAGAGAGCAUUGUUAUUUAAACAUUCAUUAUGUUUGAUACAGAUAAGAAGUUGUUAUUCAUCAAGUCAUAUUGUUUAAUACCAGUAAUAACUUUUAAAACAAAUAUUUUAACCAGUAUGAAGCUACAUUUCAUUCCAGUUAGUUAGACAUAUUUUGUUUUUCAUCCCAAACAAUGCAUUUUUUGUGAUACAUUUUUUGCCCUGGUUGUCUUUUAAGAAAGAAAAAAAGAUAAACUAUAACAAAUCUAUCACAGCAAAUGGAAUAUUUGGAAGGAAAGAGUAUUUCGACUGGAUAAAAUAGCUUCAUUUCUGCUUUAACAGAGCACUGCAAAGAGUUAUAAAUUAAUGUGUCUUCAUAUAAAUAUACAAUGGAGAGCAAACUGAGAUCUGUAAAAUUAUAGAUAUAGAUUAAUUUUACAUCAGUUUAAUAUGAAAACAUGACAAAAAUGGUAAAACAUUUCUUUGAAAUCCUAAACAAAAUUUAUAGUAUAAAUCAUGCUAAAUACUGUUGCAAUUUACAAAAUAAUGCAAUGGCAGAGAUAAUUGAUUCAACUACUUUUUAAACUUUUUAAUUGCCAGUCUUUGUAAGAAUCAGGCAAUUUAGAAGAAUGUCAAAACAGUGCAGAAAAAAACCACCAACCUAACCAUCUUAUUUUGAAGUUACCCUCAUCCUGAGUUAGAAAUGGUAGGUCUUUUGUUUCUGCGUGUUUGGUCAUUUGAGAAAUCUCUAGAUAACUUUUGGUUUAGAAUGAUAGUAAAUUACAAAGUUGGCUCCCCCUUAAUUGUUAAUUUCUUGUGUAUUUCAACCAAAUUAUAUCUUGAAAUACCAGAACAGGAAAAGUAAACGAAUGUUAUAUUCAUGCACCAUUAUACAUUUUGAACAUAAAUAAAUGUAAACUUGAGUGGGUUUGUGUUUGUCAUGUUUUCACCAUUACCUGAUUCUUAGGCAGAUUGGCACCUAAACAAAACCAAUUACUGGUAGCUAUAUUUAUUUCCAUUGAUAAUUUUUUUACCAUAGUGUAAAAAAUCUGUUAACUUUGAAAAAAGAUUUUCUAUUUUACACCAGUAUAAAAGAUUGACAUUUUAUAGAAGAUAGCGGAGUUUAUAGAUAUAAAAGUGCUGUUAUGUUGAAAAUUAAAAUUUAAGUGUUACUAGAGUUGAAAAUAUUAUGAGAAACAAAACAUUGCCUAUAUGAUUGCUAACCACAUUAUUUUACAUACUAUCUAUAGUGUCAGGUACUAGUGUAUAAAAUCAUUCUUUCUAAUAAAACCAAUAUACUUA